Pseudovirgaria hyperparasitica is the source of this 2836-nucleotide messenger RNA. Its product is annotated as C6 transcription factor. The record is from RefSeq and is a predicted model, not a curated record. Bases 195 to 2396 code for a protein of 733 amino acids. Gene Ontology annotation, molecular function: DNA-binding transcription factor activity, RNA polymerase II-specific; zinc ion binding; DNA binding. The transcript is spliced from 5 exons. Gene Ontology annotation, biological process: DNA-templated transcription; regulation of DNA-templated transcription. Lineage: Eukaryota; Fungi; Ascomycota; Dothideomycetes; Acrospermales; Acrospermaceae.
CUAUCGCCGGGCCUCAACUCUCGAACAAUCGUCAGCUCUUGAUAUAUAUUAAAAACACCCGCUCUACUCGCGACAGUACAUUCGGACUGACUGCAACAGCCUGGUUUGGAUCAAGCCUACAAGCAAAAACUAGGCGCAGUACUCUUAUGCUUCCAAUCACCCAGCUCCAAAUACUAUCUCUACGUUAAGGUACCAUGAGUGUCUCAGGUCCUUCAAGCUUCUCAUGUUUGCUUUGCCGUCAGCGGAAAGUCAAGUGCAACAAGCAGAGCCCGUGUAGUAACUGUAUCAAAGCUGAGAAACCAUGUAACUUCAUCGCCCCUGUCCGUGGGACGCGGAAGAAGAUCAAGCCGCCAAAGGAAGGUCUCCACGCCAAGCUACAAAGAUAUGAGGAGCUCCUGAAGUCUUAUGGAGCUAAGAUUGAGGCAUCAGACGAAGAUCAUCAGACGGAUGCAGAAACCGUAGCCCAGUCUGAAGACUUCGAGAUGGUGGAAGCCCCACAACACCAGAGUGUGACGCAAGCCAGCCCUAGUGCGCAUUCGAGGAGGUCCCCGGAGCGACGACCUGAGGCUUUCGAACACGGACCCAAGCUUGUUACCAAGAACGGAACUUCUCGAUACUUCGACAAUGCUUACUGGGGCAAUCUUGGAGAUGAGCUCCAGCAUCCCGAAAUUGGUAACCUCAAGGAGCCUGUGGAAGAUAACAACACGGAUGGGACUGAGAUAUUCUUUCAGCCUGGACCAGAGUACAGAAUUGAGAAUUUAGGUGCACUACAUCCGAAUGCCCAGGUACUGAGUAUGCUGAAAGACAUAUUCAUUGAUCGUGUGGAUCCGCUACAUAAGAUAUAUCACGUCCCGACGUUCUGGAAUGGGCUGGUCAAGGCCCUCCAACGGCCCGAGAGCUUCUCUAAGAGCUUAGAGGCAGCUGCAUUUGCAUUCUAUCUCGCCACAAUCUGCUCUAUGAGUGAGAUGGAAAUCCAACGAUGUUUUGGUGCACCGAAAUCUAUCGUAGGGCCUCGAUACAGACUUGCUACACGACAAGCCUUGGUCAGUGCAGGAUUCCUUUCAACCUCGAGCCCUGAAACGCUUGGCGCGUAUGCCAUGUUCAUUAUGAGCGUCAGAGAGAACCACCGAGCCGACACCCUUUACGUGAUGUCUGGUAUCUCCAUAAGACUUGCGCGCAAGAUGGGACUUCAUCGAGAUGGGCUAUCUCUGGGUCUUUCGCCCUUUGAGACCGAGAUGCGUAGACGGCUGUGGUGGCAACUUGUAUACAUCGACUUUCGUAUGGCCGAUGUCUUAGGCAUCAAGCCUUCUCUUGAUCUCGAUGGCGAUACCCAAAAGCCCUUGAACGUCAAUGACGAUGACCUAUACCCAGAUAUGACGGAGUUUCCUACCGAGCGAAAUGGAAUCACCUCAAUCACCCUUUGCAUGAUCAGAUGCGAAACAAUGGAAAAUUUGCGCUCAUUGUCUCUUUCCAUUCCAGGAGAUUCACGCUGGGAAGCCCUCUCGGGCCCAGCGGUUGCCGUCGAAAUGAAGGAUGAAACUAUUAACAAGCUCGAAGACCAUUUGGAAAAAAAAUACCUACGUUACUGCGAUCCUACAAAUUCCUUACACACGUUUGCGUCUAUAAUGUGUCGAGCGACAAUCUGCAAGCUUAGGCUACUCGCACACAAUCCGCGCCAAUUCGCCACCAGCCGUUUGCCAAUACCUAAGGAUGAACGAAACAUCGUAUUCGUGAACGCUAAAAAGCUGCUUGAAUAUGUUGUGUUUUUACAGCGAGAUCCGAACAUGGAGAGAUACCUGUGGCAGAUUGGGACUAGCUUUCUCUGGAACACCAUGCUUUAUGCUCUGAUUGAAGCUCGGCACCGCAAGACUGGUCCAGAUGUUGACCAAGCUUGGCAGCUGAUCGGAUCUGCGUUCUCACAUUAUCCACAGAUCUUUGACGAGUCCAAUGCUGCAGCCGUUUACAUGGUUGUAGGUAGGUGGGCCUUGCAAGUUUGGGAUGAAUAUGUCGCAGCUUCGAAGGCUGAGGGUCUGCCAGAGCCUCUUUGUCCAGACUAUAUCAACAAAAUCAGGCAGUGUCACGAUCCGAUCUCUGAUCCAGACUCGCCCAGCAGGUCAAGGAAUGACAUGACGCAAUCUAAACAGACAUCAUUCAGCUUUCCGCAAAAUCAAGGACAGACAUGCAAUGAUGGACUGCACGUAACGGAAAAUCUGGACAGUUUUGGCCUGCCUGAACACUUGUCUUUCGAAAUGGAUUCCGGCGAGUGGCUUCAAUGGGACCAAUUUCUUGCAGGACAGGAUGGUUUUGUCCAGGACAGCUUCACACAGCUUCCGGCAGCUCAGUGGACUUCUCUUAGGACUUUGACGACAUCUGAUAGUAGCAAUCAGAACAGCUGAAAGGGUCCGUCAUCUCGAUGCAUAGAAGAUAGAAGGAAAAUCGUCGAAUGGCUGUUUGCAGUCUUGAACUAGCCAGAGCACGGUACCUGCCAGGCCGUCUCCUUUGUCUCACACAUGCAAUUAGAUGCAUAUCCAUUGACUCGUACGGCAACUGCAUCGCUUGAUUAGCACUAUUUCGUGCCUUUCCGUGGAGCAGAUACUUUCGUCGAUCUCACGUCAUGAGACUCGAGCCUGUCUGUCGCCAUAUGUAGAAGUCUUUCAUCCCAGUCGAUCCACAAUCACGCCUAUCAAUCCGACGAAGCCUACAGGUGCCCGAACUAGAAACUUUGAAGAACUCGGCGAGACUAUGGAGGAUGCUACGUCGAUGGCAUGAUGAGUGGGUGGGGAUGCGCUAUUAAUUAAUGUGGACAGACAUUUUGCCCCGGCAGUGACACCGAGCA